Molecule: messenger RNA, 712 nt
Organism: Suillus subalutaceus
Lineage: Eukaryota; Fungi; Basidiomycota; Agaricomycetes; Boletales; Suillaceae
Exons: 4
Coding region: 1-558 (185 amino acids)
Source: RefSeq, a predicted model, not a curated record
AUGUCUCCUACCAAGGUCUAUGUUUGCUCUCAGGAGAAGUGCGGCGAAACUUUCACCAAGUUCACGGAAUUCAAGAGACAUGAGGCUAGGCAUGCAGAAAACGUGUACACCUGCACCUUUCCGGGAUGUGACUUUGCGACGCUGAUAAAAAGAAGCUUCGAUGUCCACUCCGCUAAACAUACCGGCGAGCAACGCUAUGGUUGCCCUCAUGAUUGCACCUUUAGGACCCACGAUCCUUCUGCCUUGACGCGCCAUCGCAAAACAAAACAUGGAUAUGUUCCUCUUCCGCGCAGCGGACGCGGCGGCGGUCGUGUCGCUGCCCCCUCCGCAUCAGACAGGACUCCAUCGUCCCAGCCCUCUGCUUCGUCCUACCAAUCACACCCUCACAGCCAAGACCCGUCGUUGGUCUUCUAUGACCCGGUGGAUAGUGAGGACGACUUUACCAUGUUUAGCGAACCCGUGACGACGGCCAAUGGGUGGACUGAGGGCUGCAUGUGCCCCGAAUUCAUGCAAAGACGCCCUUCGGAGAUGUUGGGUUAUGCAUAUAGGCAAUAUUAGUUUGCAUAAACUCAAGGUGGCUUGUGUUCGUCGGCAGUAAAACCCUCCCCUCGUUGUAUACAUCUAUUAUUUUUCACUUAAAAGCACUUUACGAUGUCGUCUAAAGGCUUAUACACUCUUUUAUAAAUGCACUAGUAAUCAUACGCUCUUUUCU